AUGUCGCAUUACGACGACGCCUCCAACUUUUCCGACCUCAGCUCUCUCGAUGGCUCAGACGACUUCGGUCGUAAGCUGCUUCAGCAUACAAAAGACGCCCAGCGCAUCUCGGCCUUGACCCAGUCGCACGCCUUUAGCAAAGCAAAGCCCCUGCCACGCGCUGCCCUGAGCCUCGACAACCUCGAGCGUAACAACUUCCACAAUCCGCCAUCCCACCAACCCGACCACCACCCGGCCAGUCUCUCCGAAAGCACCGCCUCCGAUCCGCCAUUGAAUCUGCCCACCUCAUGGGGAAGGAAAGGAAGACCAAACCACGCUUGGAUGCGCAACAUACACGAUCAGUCUCAGACCAACGUACAAUCAAGCCCAAACAUUGACUGGGCUGGCGCUGCGAACGACUCUCUGUACUCAUCUGCUCAUGUCUCUCCGCCACAAAGACGCGCCCACACUCUGGAGAGACAAGCCGUAGUCGAGCAGCACGAGAGUUACAUUGACCAUUGGGAUCCAGACCGAGACUUUAGUGCCGCCUCGCUGCUAGAAUCCACUCCAGCUGUACCCUCACGAUCUCGCUUGACCAUUGACCAGAUUCGCGAGCGUGAGAUUCAGACUUACGAAGCUCGUGCUUCCUCAUCCGCUCGCCGCCAACCAAGACAACAAUCGACAAUUGAGACACAAUCGCGUAACUGCCGAGAUACCUAUGCAGGAUCCAGCUCCGCACAAGGCUCCAAGGCGGUAAUUUCCAAUAAAGAGAACAUGUCCCUGGCACCACGGCAAUCCGCUCGCGCUUUGUACAAAACUGUCGAGACGUCAGGAACGAUGCCUACCAUUACUCCUCGACCUCCACAGCGAAAGACAGACUCCCUGGCGUUGCUUAAAAGGCUGUCAAGGACUCCAAGCGCUUCGCCUUCUCCCACCUCGGCAAAGGACACUAUACCAGCAAACAAUCCUCCUCGACAGGAUACCGCCUGGUCCGACAAAUACCCAAAGCAGCCUACGCGAUCAUUGUUCCGGGGAGAUUCACCACAAGUGCCCGAAGUCGUAAGGAGUCCAGAACUAGUAUUUGUCGAGCAGGGUGAUUCAUCGCAAGCACCCGAAGUGGUUGAGAUUCCAGGACCUGCGCCUGAAGAACCUCUCGUAACUCCUGGCAGGCCAGUUGAGCGGCAGCUGCCAGCAAAGACUCCCGUGGUCAUGGGUGCUUGGGUGGAUACACCACAGACUGCUCGCCAGUCGAGCAACUCUGCAAGAUCUCAGGCUGAUCGUCAGACUUCCGAGUCCCUUGAGCCGAUCACUGAGAACUCUCAUCAUCGCUCAAUCAGCGAACCGAACCUACCUACCUCUGCGUUGGAUGCUAUACUCACGGAUGUUCGUAACGGCAAGCGACGAGAAGACGACGACCCCACUCUUGGUGACUCUACCAUUGCCAGUUUGGAAGGCGUCAUGGCUCCGUCUGCCGACAAUACUCUCAGACUUGACCUCCCAGAGGUACCAUCGGUCCAGCCUCCAUCUUCAAAAACCAAAGACAAGCAGGAGACAGUCGGUACGGAGACAUCGAAGAAAGAGCCAGGUCAGGAGUCUGAUUCGAAAGACAUUGUACCAACCUCGCAGACGGACACAGACCUACGGAAGAGAUGGUCCGCUUUCGGGGGUCUCAAGAACGGACUGGGCGGCACGAGCGCCGCUUCAAAGCCCAAGUUACAGACCAACGACAAUCGUGCCUUGGAUGAAGCCAUCGCGUCCGCCUCAAGAGGACCUACCUCCCGGCAGGGUGACACUCGGAAUGCCCAUCAGCAUGUAGCAGGCACACAAUGCGUACAAUGCGGAAGACCAACCAGUGUGCUUCGUGCGGCUUGGAACGAAUACUGGAGCUGGUACUUCCGUCGUGAUGCUCGAGCUCCACUGGGCUUCCGACUAACCUGGCUCGGCCUGGCAUGUAUAGUUUUCUGGACAUGGCUGGUCACCGAAUUAUUGCUCAGCUCCAUCUUCAGUCCUCCCAGGUACGCGACUAAGAUGCGCGGAUAUGGCGUGGAUCCUCACGCGCCACGUUUUCCUUAUGUUUUGCCCACUCUGGCAUUACGGCCCUUUGCUCCGUUGAUAUCACCGCUUGUGUCUUCGGCUGCGUGGUUGUGGAAGACUGUAUGGGGGCAACCGAAAUACAAGUACUACCCUGCUAGUCCAGGCGCUUGGGGUUCGGCUGCCAGAGUUAAGAUUGGACCCCCGAGUCCGCGGUCUGCGUACUACACGAGCCAUAAUAUAGUAGACGAUGUACGAUGGACGGAGCAGCAGACUGUAGGACAAGCAUGGCAGACGAACGAGGAAACUCAGCGAAAUGUAUGGAGCACUUGGGAGACUGACGGUGAUGCAAGCAUGCUCGAGGAUGAAGUUGUCAUUUAA
This is a messenger RNA of Aureobasidium namibiae CBS 147.97, 2391 nucleotides long. RefSeq lists its product as uncharacterized. The record is from RefSeq and is a predicted model, not a curated record. The transcript has a single exon. Bases 1 to 2391 code for a protein of 796 amino acids. Lineage: Eukaryota; Fungi; Ascomycota; Dothideomycetes; Dothideales; Saccotheciaceae.